UUGAUGUUGGUGGCGGUGAGGAUGCCAUCUGCCACCGCAGGCGGAUGGCCACGCCCCAACUACGCAGACGCACUCACCAAGUGCUUGCUGUUCUACGAAGGGCAGCGAUCCGGAAAGCUUCCACCCACGCAAAGGCUCGCCUGGAGAAAGGACUCAGCUUUAACCGAUGGUCAAGAGGCUGGUGUUGAUCUGGUGGGCGGGUACUACGACGCCGGCGACAACGUGAAGUUUGGCUUACCCAUGGCGUUUACAGGCACCAUGUUGGCUUGGAGCAUCAUCGAGUUCUCGGCGGAGUUGGGACGGGAGUUGGUACACGCUCAUGAGGCCUUGCGAUGGCUUACGGACUACUUGCUGAAAGCCACCGCCCAACCCAACAGGAUCUUCGUCCAAGUAGGCGACCCUGACAGCGACCACAACUGCUGGGAGAGGCCCGAUGACAUGGACACCCCUCGGCCGGUCUACCAAGUUAACCGAACCCACCCGGGCUCCGAGGUCGCCGGCGAGACCGCCGCUGCACUGGCGGCCGCCUCCAUCGUUUUCAGAUCAUCCGAUCCUGCCUAUGCCGCCACCCUUCUGUCAAGAGCACAGGCGGUCUACGAUUUCGGUAACACAUACCAGGGUUCGUACAAUAGCCUUGGCAAUGCGGUGUGCCCCUUCUACUGCGAUUACAAUGGCUAUCAGGAUGAGCUGGUGUGGGGAGCAGCAUGGCUGAACAGAGCUACCAUUAGCACACUGUAUCAGAGCCAUAUCAUCCAUGGCAUUAAGCAGAUGGAGCUCGAGGAAAAUGUCUCCGACUUGGAAUUCGGAUGGGAUGCUAAGAAUGCCGGAAACUACCUGCUUCUCUUCCUUCAGCAUAAGACUGAUAGUGAGUACGGUAGACCGGUCGAGGAGUUUGCAUGUGCAAUGAUGCCACAAUCUCACUCCAACUACAUCAAAUACACUCCGGGGGGUCUCAUCUACGCGACGCCAGGGUGCAACAUGCAAGACGUGACGGGUUUCUCUUUUCUUCUCCUCCUGUAUGCUCGGUAUCUCACGAACGUCUCGCGAACUCUCACCUGUGGCGGCUCUCAGUAUCCGCCCUCAGCUCUCAUAGACGUCGCCAGAAGUCAGGUGAACUAUCUCCUCGGACAAAACCCAUUCAACAUGUCGUAUAUGGUGGGGUACGGCACAAAGUUUCCUCAAAAGAUACACCACAGAGGAUCGACUCUUCCCUCGAUGGAUCAGCACCCGCAGCAUCUGUUGUGUGGAGACGGGACGCCCUACUUCGACAGCAACGCAUCCAACCCCAACUUGCUUAUCGGAGCGGUCGUCGGCGGGCCGAACGAUGGAACCGAUAACUUCGUGGACUCGAGAUAUUGGCCGAACCAAACCGAACCCACCACUUAUGUCAAUGCACCUUUGGUGGGUCUCUUGGCUUACUUCAGCAAAAAUUGA
Musa acuminata subsp. malaccensis (wild Malaysian banana) is the source of this 1434-nucleotide messenger RNA. RefSeq names its product endoglucanase 8-like. Gene Ontology annotation, biological process: carbohydrate metabolic process. NCBI's taxonomy places the organism in Eukaryota, Viridiplantae, Streptophyta, Magnoliopsida, Zingiberales, Musaceae. The record is from RefSeq and is a predicted model, not a curated record. Gene Ontology annotation, molecular function: hydrolase activity, hydrolyzing O-glycosyl compounds.